CGCCCAAAGCCGAGCUGCAGCAGGGAGGAGCAGACAGGCACAGUGCGGCUGAGCUGAGUCGAGCAUCACAACUCGCGUUGAGGAAAACGGGCAAACACAGCACUUUUUUUUUCAUCCCCUCCGACUUCUUAAUACAUCCUGGUCUUCUUACAAAACAUGUCGGCUGAGGGAAAUUGACGUACUGGAUUUGAACGGCCAUCGCUUCCCUCGAUUGUUUCCUGCGCCAAGAAGCGUGAAGACAUGGUCGUUACACCGCCGCCUCUGUGAUGAAGAGCAAUCAGCAAGUAACCAGCUAAUCUGCAGAGCUUACUGCUUCCGACAAUGUCCCAGCGAGGCUCCCACAGCCGUGCCAUGAGUUCUGAGGAGAGGAGCUCCGUGACGCUCAACAAGAUCUCCACGCCGGUGCACAAGAGUCCAUCCUCCUCUUCCUCAUCCCAGCGUGACAGCCGGCAGGAGACAGACAGCUGGGAAAUCAUCGAGGGACUGAAAAUCGGUCAAAGCAGCAUCCAGAGGCCAGAUAAACAUGAGGGAUUUAUGCUGAAGAAGCGGAAAUGGCCCCUUAAAGGCUGGCACAAGCGCUUUUUCGUUUUGGACAAUGGGAUCCUGAAGUACUCCAAGUCCCCGAUUGAUAUUCAGAAAGGCAAACUGCAUGGCAGCAUUGAUGUUGGCCUCUCGGUGAUGUCUAUCAAAAAGAAGGCCCGGCGCAUUGACCUGGACACAGAGGAGCAUAUCUAUCACCUCAAGGUUAAAUCCCAAGAUAUCUUUGAUGCUUGGGUGUCCAAGUUGCGAUAUCACCGCCUCUACCGACAGAACGAGAUUGUGCGUUCUCCUCGCGAUGCUUCCAUGAGGACAUUUCCUCCAUCGGCUGUUGCAGAGUCUGCCCAAGCUGCUUCAGGUGUCGGACAUGAGGUUAAGCAGGCUAAACCCAGUAGUUUGCCAUGGCAACCAGCAGUCCCCACCAACAGCAGCCUGCCAGGUUCCUACAGUAACGGUCAGAGCAAAGUGGCUGCCUGGCUGCAGGAAUCGGAGGAGAUGGACAAAUGUGCAGAAGAUCUCGCGCGUUGCCAGUCCAACCUAACCGAGCUGAGUGGCUUGUUGCACAGUCUGGAGAUUCUACAAAGGACACAGUCAGCUCCCAACUUUGCAGAUAUGCAGACUGCUUGUGUAGAAUUGUCAAAGAAAGAAAAGCGCUUGAACAGAAGAUGGAGGACAAAAAGUGUCGGCAAAGAUGCAAAAUUCCAGCUUCAGGUCCCGCUCUCAUCCAGCAUGUCUCCUGUCCGCCUCCACUCAUCCAACCCUAACCUCUGCGCCGAGUUGGGGGACUUUCAAGCUCCCGUCUCCAGGCUGACAGACAGUGUAGAGUGUUCCAGUGACUACACUAAACUGCAGGAGGAAUUCUGCACCAUUGCCCAAAAAGUCCACACUCUGCUCAAGUCGGCCUUCAACACAGUGGCCAUCGAGAAAGAAAAGAUCAAACAGAUUCUAUCAGACCAGGACCAGUCCGACCCAUCAGCGCAGAUCAACUCCCUCAGGAAGUCUCUGUCACAGGCUGUGUCCCAAAACGCAGAACUGCGAACCCGACUGAAUCGCAUCCACUCAGAGUCUGUCCUGACGGAACAAGUUGUCAGUGUAAACAUCAUCUCCACGCCUGACGAGGUACAGGUUGUCGAGCAGAUGGGGAUCCCUCUGACUCAGCAGGCCUCUAAUGAGAGUCGACUUUCCAUGUCGGAGUCUGUCUCCGAGUUUUUCGAUGCCCAGGAAGUGCUCCUGUCAGCGAGCUCAUCAGAGAAUGAGGGCUCGGAUGAUGAGUCCUACGUCAGUGAUGUAAGCGAUAACAUCUCAGAGGACAACGCCAGCGUGACCGACAACGUUUCCAGACAAAUGGCCAAUGGAGACUUUGCUGCCUGUGCCUUCCGGAACGGGCGGCGCACCUGCCUGCCGGCACCCUGCCCCGACACCAGCAACAUCAACCUGUGGAACAUCUUGCGGAACAACAUUGGCAAGGACCUGUCCAAAGUGUCCAUGCCUGUGGAGCUCAACGAGCCUCUCAACACGCUGCAGCGCAUGUGUGAAGAGCUGGAGUACAGCGAGCUGCUCGAUAAAGCUGCAGAGACGGAGAGUCCCUUUGAACGCAUGGUUCUGGUGGCUGCCUUCGCUGUCUCAGGCUACUCGUCUACCUACUACAGAGCAGGAAGUAAGCCAUUCAACCCGCUCCUUGGGGAGACCUACGAAUGUAUAAGAGAAGACAAGGGCUUCUGCUUUUUCUCGGAACAGGUGAGCCACCACCCUCCCAUCUCUGCCUGCCACUGUGAGUCCAAGAACUUCACCUUCUGGCAAGAUGUGAGGUGGAAAAACAAAUUCUGGGGGAAAUCAAUGGAGAUAUUGCCAGUCGGGACAGUGAACCUCAUGAUUCCUAGUUUUGGAGAUCACUACGAAUGGAACAAAGUCACCACGUGCGUCCACAACAUCUUGAGUGGACGGCGGUGGAUCGAACACUACGGCGAGAUCACCAUCAGAAACACCAAGAGCAGCGCGUGCCUCUGCAAGCUCACCUUCGUCAAGGGAAACUACUGGAGUUCUAACGUGAACGAGAUCCAAGGAUUCGUCAUGGACCAAGAAGGGAAAGUCAUCCACAGGCUAUUUGGGAAAUGGCAUGAGGGUCUUUACUGCGGCGUUCCUCCCUCUGCCAAAUGUAUCUGGAGGCCAGGCUCCAUGCCCACAGACUACGAGCUGUACUACGGCUUCACCAGGUUCGCCAUCGAGCUAAACGAGCUGUGUCCCGAGUUAAAAGAUGUCCUCCCGCGGACUGAUGCGCGGUUCAGGCCCGAUCAAAGGCAUCUAGAAGAAGGGAACUUGGAGAUCGCCGCUUUGGAGAAGCAGCGGAUUGAAGACCUGCAGAGGACCAGGCGGAAGUGGAAUGAGGAGAACAAUGUCAAACAGGAGCCUUGCUUCUUCAGGAAAGUGGUGGACUCCAACCGCAGGGAGCGCUGGCUCUCCAACAACAUGUACUGGGAGUUGCGUAAAAGCCCCGGCUUCAUCAACAUGGAAGCUACAGUCAGCCUGUGGUAGCGACACACCCUUCCUUACCUCAGCACCACCGUGUGAAGAGGAACGCCUGCCGAUGUUCUCGUCCAGGAUCAACCUUCAUUGUGCUUGCGGACGCCAGGUUGUCGGGGCGAGUCCCUCCUAGGUCUUCUCUCAGCUACUUUCAUGACUCCUGAGUCGGUCCUCUGCCUUAAACGGACACUCGCAGUUAGCAUUCUGUCAUCUCGACUCCGGUAUCAUGCAUGUUUAGAGGAGCGCUCACUGGCAUCAGGCCAGAUUGAUUAUAGCAUUCAUCUUGUAGACAAAAAUAGGUAUUUUUAUAAAAUAUCUUGGCAGAUUUUAUUUUUGCCUUUUAAUACGAGGAACGCGUCAAAACUCAUCAUGUUGUAGCUAGCACAGACACCACCACACUGGUUCUAUCAGUCCGAGGAAGUGGUUCAAGGCCCAGCUGGCAGCCGCUCUGUCCGUACAGAGUGGACAUACUUUGCUAGACUGCAGGGAAAUCCACGCCGGCAACUUUUAGUACAAAGAGCAAAGCAGCAAGUAAUCUACCUGUGCAAUCUCAAGAUUCUUCAAAUUCUGUCCAAAGUCCACAAAUGCAUCACCUCCAUGUACACACAAGUAUUGUGGGAAGGACAGCAAAGGUGAGACUAUGGAGCACCUCAACCCGGAAAAAGUAGUUGUUAAGGUCAGAGGUUACACACCUUGACUUAAAGAUGGUCUGGAUUGCUGUAAUGAGGUGGCAACUUGUCCAGAGUGUACUCCGCCUGAAUGCAGUUGAAAUAGGCUCCAGCACCCCCUGCCACCCCGAACGGGACAAGCGGUAGGUAGUAAAUGGAUGGAUGGAUGGGCUGGAUUUCCAUCUUUGUUCUGGGCUUGAGUUGUUCCAGGAAAGACUAAAAAGGUCUACACCGCACUGGAAGUUUGUUGGAAGCAUUGAAUUAGUGAAAUGAAGCAACUACAACUCCUGAUUACCUGAUAAAAAAAGCUUUGUCUUCAUACUUUUGUCCAUAAAGUGCAUGUUGCGUUCAGGCAGCUACUCCAUCCUGGGACAGCAGAGACACCUGCUGGGCGGUGUAAGAAAAUGCAGUUCUUGAUGCUGAACAAUGAACUGUCAAGAGUAUUUUCCCACAAACACACCAAAACAAGAGUCAGCCAUAAAAAAUAAAAAAACAAACAAUUAUAAACAAAGACGUAAGAAACACUAAUCUGCUUAGCUGGCAUAUUUCUACGGACAUGUUCCACUUGCUGUGCCUUACUGUGUUUGUGACUGACACUCACUGCUGGUAGAAGUUCUGCACACCUUGCACCUGCAACCAGACCAUGAAGCUGAACAUCUUACCUGACACGUCACGGCAGUUUGGACUCUUCCUCCAGCCUAAAGACAGCGUGGUCACCACCUGUGUAAAUAGAAACAUGCAGAAGAAGAAGAAGGAGCACCUUGCCCCCCCCAUGCAUGUCUCGCCUGCCAGUCAUUGUUGAAGAUGCCUUACAGGAAGGUUCCGUCUUCUCAUCGGGACUUUGUUCAUGUUGUGGAGCCGUCAGCUGAUGGUUCCUUCUUAAAAAGUGCAAUUUAAACCAAGAACAUAUCUCUCCAUCCACACUUCUGCUACAUCCUGCUUGUACUAAUAAAACAGGACCUCAGUGAGAGGUUUAUUCACCCAAA
This is a messenger RNA of Nerophis ophidion (straightnose pipefish), 4711 nucleotides long. RefSeq names its product oxysterol binding protein-like 6 (gene osbpl6). The transcript is spliced from 23 exons. The record is from RefSeq and is a predicted model, not a curated record. Gene Ontology annotation, cellular component: perinuclear endoplasmic reticulum; intracellular membrane-bounded organelle; plasma membrane. Bases 322 to 3069 code for a protein of 915 amino acids. Gene Ontology annotation, molecular function: cholesterol binding. Lineage: Eukaryota; Metazoa; Chordata; Actinopteri; Syngnathiformes; Syngnathidae.